UGCGCGGAGCCGGCAGUCCGGCGGGGCAGCAGCCGCGGGGUGGCUGGCGGUUGCCGUGGGGACCGCGGGCCCCUCCCUCCUCCGGUCCCCGCCCCACGCCGUUCCCCCGAGACGCGGCCGACGACCCCGGCCCUCCCCUCCCGCAGCCCCGGCCGGAGCUGCAGCCGCGACCGCAGGAGGCGGCGCCGCUCCCAAGAUGUCGCAGACGGCCAUGUCCGAGACCUACGAUUUUUUGUUCAAGUUCUUGGUCAUUGGAAAUGCGGGAACUGGCAAGUCUUGCCUGCUUCAUCAGUUUAUUGAAAAAAAAUUCAAAGAUGACUCAAAUCAUACAAUAGGAGUGGAAUUUGGUUCAAAGAUAAUAAAUGUUGGUGGUAAAUAUGUGAAGUUACAGAUCUGGGAUACAGCAGGCCAAGAACGAUUCAGGUCCGUGACCAGGAGUUACUACAGAGGCGCCGCCGGGGCUCUCCUCGUCUACGACAUCACCAGCCGAGAAACGUACAAUGCGCUUACUAAUUGGUUAACAGAUGCCAGAAUGCUAGCAAGUCAGAACAUUGUGAUCAUCCUCUGUGGGAACAAGAAGGACCUGGAUGCAGAUCGUGAAGUUACUUUCUUAGAAGCCUCCAGAUUUGCUCAAGAAAAUGAGCUGAUGUUUUUGGAAACAAGCGCCCUAACGGGGGAGAAUGUAGAAGAGGCCUUUGUACAAUGUGCAAGAAAAAUACUUAACAAAAUCGAAUCAGGUGAACUGGACCCAGAAAGAAUGGGCUCAGGUAUUCAAUAUGGAGAUGCUGCCUUGAGACAGCUGCGGUCGCCACGUCGCACACAGGCCCCAAGUGCUCAGGAGUGUGGUUGUUAGAGCAGUACGGGAGUGCAGAGGUGCUCAUACAGUCGGAUCUGGGACACAACUGUUGGAGCUCAAGGAAGUUUUUUACCACCAUCUUUUUCUACUUUAUACAGAAGUAGAUCUUUGUGCGGAAAGAAAAAUGAUUUGGGUGUUAGAUAAGCUAGUAAACGUGGCACAGCAAACCACGUGGUAAAUCUAAUUCAGUGGACAAUACCUUUAGAUGUAUACAUAUAUGUCAUUUCUGUUCCAUAGUUUCCCUUCACCUGGGGUAGGUCCUGGCUGUGCGCUGUAUAUACUCUAGCCUACUAGGACUCUGCAGCAUGGUACCUGAUGUAUGAUAUAAUAGAAUGUUACACUAAAUGUGGUCCAAUAUUUUAUUUUUUUUAAUCACAUGAACUGAAAUCUGCUGGUUGUGCGGUGCGUUGAUCGUCGUGUUGGUCGUGUUGCGCAGCUGGCCGUACGUGUGACCUGCCCCUCUAACUCGGGCGUUGGUGGCAGAGCAGUGCCCACUCCAUUCCACUCGCCCCUGCCCACGAGAUGUUCACGGGACCCACACUGGAAACUGGCUCAGUGGUUACUCACAUACCAAAAUAAAAUCCAAAUGGAGUUUUUCUACGAACCUGACUCUGUCCAGCACUCUGUUGAUUUUAAAGCAUCUUCAUCCAGAUCAGUUCAGGAAGGGAAGCCUGAAUACCUCAGUUCAGGCACCGUGAUCAACACUGAGGACUCUGGGACCUGUAACCACACUUCCCGGGCAGCUGAUUCUGCUCAGUUGUUGGGAAGUGUGACAGAGCCCGUCACCUGGGGCUGCAUACCUGUUCCCGGUUCGCUGAUCUGUCUGGUCUUCCUGCUAGAAAACACUGUUUGCUACUCUGCUUUUUCUGGGAUUCGGUAUUAUAGCAUCACUGCCUCUUUUUAAGCCUUUUAUCAUUUUGUGUUCCUUUAAAGGAAACCCACUAAAUCAAGUGAAUAUUAAAGGAAUACCACUAAGAAAUCCUGUAUAGCUUUUGCUGAAUACUUAAAUGCCUUAGUACAGUUAUUAAGUCAACACAUUUUUAAUUCAGGUGAGGUUUACUGAAGUAUAAUGUAUAUUGUAUUGCAAAGACUUGUUUUAAUAUUUUAAAGUGUUGAUGCAAAAAAAUAUAUAAAUAGAACGUUUCUUUAAAGUUGAAAUACAUCAUUAAGGCUGAAAAGUUUAAAAGCAUUCUUCACCUCAUGUGUUCUUCCGCUCAGCUUUUAGUUACAGGCUGAUUGGUAAAUGUCCUUUUACCGAGCAGCUUGCGUUGUUCUACAUCAUUCAACAGAGCACAGCAGUGCCACCGGCUCUGGGAAGUAACUUGGAUAAAAAUAUCAGUAUGUAUCUGUUUUAGAUAUUUUAACUUUGCUUUUAAAAAGCCUUGAACAUUUUACUUUGAAAAGAUAGAAUAUGAAGCAAAAUCUCAGACUGGACUGUUUCUUGGACCGACCUCGCUGGAAGAAUGUCUCAUUUCUGAUCGUGUUGCAGGCUGCUCAUUUGAACAGCUUCUUGCAUGGGCUAGGAGCAUGUCCGUUCCACCACAUCUGUUUAUUCAAAAGCAAGAAUUUUUUAAAAUAAGAUAAAUGUUAAGUUGGUUUACAAAUGAGCCUGUUAACUAAACCAUACGCAUUGCAUAUAAAUUCCACAUCCUUUGACCAAUAAAAGU
Messenger RNA from Molossus molossus (Pallas's mastiff bat), 2523 nucleotides. It is a transcript of the gene RAB4A, whose product is annotated as RAB4A, member RAS oncogene family. The transcript is spliced from 8 exons. The record is from RefSeq and is a predicted model, not a curated record. Gene Ontology annotation, molecular function: GTPase activity; GTP binding. Gene Ontology annotation, cellular component: postsynaptic recycling endosome. The coding region runs from base 197 to 853 and encodes 218 amino acids. Gene Ontology annotation, biological process: Rab protein signal transduction; regulation of endocytosis. Lineage: Eukaryota; Metazoa; Chordata; Mammalia; Chiroptera; Molossidae.